Messenger RNA from Aspergillus thermomutatus, 459 nucleotides. RefSeq lists its product as uncharacterized. Bases 1 to 459 code for a protein of 152 amino acids. The record is from RefSeq and is a predicted model, not a curated record. Lineage: Eukaryota; Fungi; Ascomycota; Eurotiomycetes; Eurotiales; Aspergillaceae. The transcript has a single exon.
AUGAAAUUACACGCAGCCACCGUCCUUGCUACCCUCAUUGCUGUAGCUUCGGCUGCACCUGCUCCUCAGACCCAAAACAAAAACCCUGCUAUAUCUGCCCUGGAGAAGCGCUUCCAGGUUAACGACUGUGGCGACUCGACAUUUGAGAACCAAAGCUCAAGUGGCUCUCCCCUUGUCUCCGACUGCCAAAAAAUCGCCUCCAACAUUGCCAGCGGCGGAACGUGGACCGUUAUGUCCGGUACCCAGCACCAGCUUGUUCAAUACGGAACGUGUGCAUUUGGUGUUACAUUCCACUAUCCAGUUGCCCAAUCCGUUAAAAUUGGCAAUCAGGAUAUCAUCGACCUGAUCAACACCUCUAUCUCGAAGUUCCAGUGGUUCGACAAGGUCGGCGCUAAGGGUCAGAUGCCCUGCCAGACUGUUAGCGAAGGUGAUGAAAUCGUUGAAUGGGGUAUAUAUUAG